Rhinolophus ferrumequinum (greater horseshoe bat) is the source of this 970-nucleotide messenger RNA. It is a transcript of the gene DNPH1, whose product is annotated as 2'-deoxynucleoside 5'-phosphate N-hydrolase 1. Gene Ontology annotation, cellular component: nucleus. Lineage: Eukaryota; Metazoa; Chordata; Mammalia; Chiroptera; Rhinolophidae. The coding region runs from base 236 to 784 and encodes 182 amino acids. Gene Ontology annotation, biological process: deoxyribonucleoside monophosphate catabolic process. The transcript is spliced from 5 exons. The record is from RefSeq and is a predicted model, not a curated record. Gene Ontology annotation, molecular function: 5-hydroxymethyl-dUMP N-hydrolase activity.
CCCCCAGCUGCCUGGGGUGCUGAAGACUGAUUGCUUCCAGCUGGCUCCCUCUCUGGGAGUCUAGGGGGAUGCCUCACCCAUGAUCAUGUGCCCUUCCUGGCACAUCCCCUAUCUGACCGAAGAUCAACCUAUAUGGACAUUCCGGUACCAGAGCUCUGCGCCGCCCCGCCCCCGGUCACGCGGCUGCGGGCUGUCGCCCCCUGGCGCCGGAAGAUGAGCGGCGUUGGCGGCGGAGAUGGAGGCGACGGUGGCCCCCGCGCGGGAGUGCGGGGAGCCUAGGCUGCUGGGCCAGCCCGGCCGCCGGGCCCUGUACUUCUGCGGGAGUAUCCGCGGCGGGCGCGAGGACCGGGAGCUGUACCAGCGGAUCGUGUCGCGACUGCGGCGCUUCGGAGCCGUGCUCACCGAGCACGUGGCGGCCGCCGAGCUGGGCGCGCGCGGGGAAGAGGCUGCUGGAGGCGACAGGCUCAUCCAUGAGCGGGACAUGGUCUGGCUGCAGCAGGCAGAUGUGGUCGUGGCGGAAGUGACCCAGCCAUCCUUGGGUGUAGGCUAUGAGCUGGGCCGGGCUGUUGCCCUCAAGAAGCCAAUCCUGUGCCUGUUCCGCCCGCAGUCUGGCCGAGUGCUUUCAGCCAUGAUCCGGGGAGCAGCAGAUGGCUCACGGUUCCAGGUGUGGGACUACGAGGAGGGAGAGGUGGAGGCCAUGCUUGACCGGUACUUUGCGGCUGCUCCUCCCGAGCAGGUGGCUUCCUCCCCUGCCCCAACCGCUUGCCUUGGCCCCACUGUCUGAAAUUCUGCGGCUCGCAGACUCUGCUCUGCACCACCCUGGCCUCUUAGCCCCAGUAAUUAAAAGGUAUGUUUACAAUCUAAACUUCACGUCUGUAUGUGUGGUGGGGCAGGGCCAGCCCUAGAGUAUCCCCUUCCCACUCUUCACUGCAAGGUGUAGAGACCCUUUAAGUCUGUAGGCCCCCAACGG